Molecule: messenger RNA, 3552 nt
Organism: Yarrowia lipolytica CLIB122
Lineage: Eukaryota; Fungi; Ascomycota; Dipodascomycetes; Dipodascales
Source: RefSeq, a predicted model, not a curated record
AUGUCCGAACUCGACCAUACGGAACCGCUGGAGGACAAGCUGGACCGGAUCCGCGUCCAUGUCAACUCCAAGCUGGCCAACCAGAAACAGUUGGCCAUUAUUUUGGGAGCCGUGGAGGAGAAUCUCGAGGAGGAAAAGACCGAGAAGACCGCCACCUCCUACUUCAUUUCUUUCCUUGCUCUGCUAGAGCAAUCGUUCAGCCGCCAGGCCCCCGAUCAGCUCGAGAAUAUCGAUCUAGCCGCCUCGGCUCUCUAUUUCCUCGACCUUGUGUCUCCCUUCGCCAGCGAAUCUCUUCUGCGGGCCAAGUUUUCGCAGAUUUUCGUCAAGCUCGCACCCGUGUUGGGCUCGUCCGAUUCCGAGUCUGCGCUACUCAGAUCCGCCAUUGGCACUCUGCAGCAUCUGCUGCUGGCCCAGGAUGCUGCCUCGUGGCAGACCCCUGCUUCUGAGCUGUCUCCCCGACGAGGAGUGGUUGGUCUGAUGCAUCUGGCCGUCAAUCCCCGUCCCAAGAUCAGAAAGCGAGCUCUGGACGCACUUGCCAAGAUCCUCGAGACCCGAGUAUCUCCAGUGCUCGUCGAGCAUCCUGCUGCCGCAACCUGUGCCGACACAGCCCUGAAGGCCGUCAAGCAGUACCUGGAGAACCACAAGAAGGAGGAUACCGUGGAUGCCGGCUUCAUGCAUGCGCUGGCUCUGGUGAAAACCAUCUGUGGCGUUGGAAUGUGGCCUAUGUCGCAGUUUGACGAACUCUGUCAGCUGCUGCUGUCUAUUUCCAAGACUACCAACCAGAUGCUGAUCCAGGCUACCUUUGGCAUCUUUGAGGGUGUCUUCCGUCACUUUGCCAAGUCUGAAGAGGACGAGAACAACAAGACACGAAAAUUGCUGGUUAUUCUCGAUGCUGUGAUCGACCAGGCUCCCGCCACCAACGACCAGCAUCUUGCUCCUGCCUGGUUUGCUGUUGUUGCCCAGGGAGUGGGUGCUCUUGGAGAGGUCAACCCUGAUAAGGGAUUGGCCAAGACCCCCGUGGUUUUCCAGAAGGUAUGUGCCUAUCUCGACUCUGAGGCCGACAGUGUGCGAACCUCUGCUUCCCAGUGUCUCGUUGCUCUGUGUUCUUCCAUCAACCAAAAGUCGCUUCAGAACGGCGACAAGUGGCUGUCCAAGCUCGCGGAGAUGGCCACGAUGCUUCUGUCCGUCCAGACCCGGGCUUCUCUCGUCGACUCUACGAACGUUGUGGCAGCUCUACUCGACACUCUCAGAUGGAAGUCCGACCCCUUCCUUGUGGAGGCUGUGACAAUUAUUGGAGGUCUCCGAACUGAGGAGUCCUUCGUUAACGGCAUUCCUGCUCUCGACAACGCUCUUGGGUCCGCUAUUCGUGCCAUGGGACCUGCCAAAGUGCUAGAACUGCUCCCCCUCAACCUUUCAAACCCCUCUUCUGACAGCCCCGGACGAGCCUGGAUGCUCCCUCUACUGAGAGACAACAUUCACAAUUCAGAGAUUGCCUUUUUUAAGAGCGAGUUCUUGCCACUGAUCGAGUAUUUUGACGACAAGAUCUCGACUACCAAGGGCGCCACCGCAAAGGUCUUCGAGGCUCUGCUGGCCCAGGUCUGGUCCGUUCUGCCCCGUUUCUGCGCUCUGCCCAUGGAUCUCCAGCAGUCGUUUGACCAGUCUUUUGCCGAGCUGCUCUCCAACAAGCUCUAUUCCAACAUUGAGAUCCGACCUGUUAUCUGCCAGUCGCUGCGUCUGCUUGUCGAGAGCAAUGUGGUGUACGCCGAGGAGCCCGAGGCUGCUGAGUCCGAGGAUGUGAACGACGACCUGCUGCUUCUGGAGCGAUUCCCCCGAUCCGAGGCCGAGUCUAACGUUGCCUACCUCGGAACCGUGUCUUCCAAGAUUCUUGCGGUGCUCUUCAACGUGUACGGACAAACUAUUCCCGAGUCUCGAGGCUUCAUUCUCGAGUGCAUCAACGCCUACCUCGGCAUCACCCCCGCCGGCGAAAUUGGCGACAUCUUCGAUAACGUGUGUGGAAUGCUUCACAAGGCUCUGGAGGAUGAGGCCAAGGAGUCUAAGCCUGAGAAGGACGCCCUGCCAGCAAUGUCGCUCACCAUGCUUGACAUUCUCAUCGCCCUCGUGCCUUACAUCCCUGCCUCUUCUCACAACACUCUGCUGACCGUCUUUGUGCAGAUGAUCCAGAACUCCGACCCCAACCACCAAAAGAAGGGCUACCGUCUUUUGACCCGUCUGGCCGAGGCCGACAACAGCUUCGAGACUCUGGAGAAGCAUCUUGACAACAUCUGUGGUGUUGUUCUCGAGUCUGCUGAGUCUGUCACUGCUGUGUCUCGAGGCGCUCGAGUGGCCGCUCUGGCGAAGCUGGUGGCUCUGCUGCCCGAGAACGAUCUGUAUUUCAUCCCCGCUACCGUCUCUGAAGCCGUCAUUGCCACCAAGGACGUCAACGAGAAGACCCGAACGUCCGCUUACAACUUACUGGUUCUCAUGGGCGAAAAGAUGGCUCGAGGAGGAGUAAUUGACAACACUCGAAUCCCCGGUCUCGAGGAUGCCGGUCUGGGAUCCGUCAACGCCAACCUGACUGAGUUCUUCAAGGCCGUGUCUGCUGGUCUGGCAGGAACCUCACCCAACCUGGUGUCUGCCACCAUCACGGGUCUGUCCCGAAUCUUGUUCGAGUUCAAGGACGACGUGCCCAUGGACAUGCUCAGCGAGCUGUCUCAAACCGUUGAGCUGUUCCUGACCUCGCAGAACAGAGAGAUCGUCAAGUCGACUCUUGGUUUCGUCAAGAUUACGGCCAUCUCUCUCCCCAUCGAUCUCGUGGAGCCCCAGCUCAGCGAGCUUCUCCCAAAGCUGCUGCACUGGUCCCACGAACAUAAGGGCCAUUUCAAGGCCAAGGUCAAGCACAUUGUCGAGCGUCUGAUUCGACGGUUCGGCUUCGACACCAUUGAAAAGCAUUUCCCCGAGGCCGACAAGAAGCUGCUGACCAACAUCCGAAAGUCUAAGGAGCGAUCCAAGCGAAAGCGAACCGAGGAGAAGGAGGAAGAUGCUCCCAUGUCGUCUACCAAGCCCAAGAAGGAGUUUGCCUCUGAGUACGAGCGAGCUCUGUACGGAGACUCGGAUUCUGAAGACGAGGAUGACUAUGAGGAGGAGGAGACCACCAAGCGGGCCUCCAAGUACAUUAUGAAGUCCGACGACCCUCUGGAUCUGCUGUCGCAGCAGGCUCUGGCUCACAUCACUUCUUCCAAGCCUAGAGGAAAGAAGGAGCCUCUUCUCAAAUCGUCCAAGUUCAAGACUAAUGAGUCCGGUAAGAUGAUCUUUAAGGAGGAUGAGGAGGAGGACGUGAUUCCCCAGGGCUCGGCCAUCGACCAUUACGUUGAGGCCAUCAAGAACGGACCUGUGCGAGGACAGAAGAACAAGUACAAGUAUAAGAAGUCAAAGGGAGGAGAUGACGACGGAGGAGAUGAUGACGACGUGGUGCCCAAGCGACCCACCAAAAAGUUUUCUCGAGGUGGCGUGAGCAAACCCAAGGGCAAGCCUCAGCAGCGACGAAAGUUUUAA